GGGUGCAGGCCAGACCUAGUCUCAACACUCAGUCCAUAAGGAUUUUAACGGGAUGGACAACAUUUACCACCGGGACAACAUCCGGCCGACGAUCGAGCAGCUGGACCCAAUGACACAGUUCAUUCGCAGCAUCUACAACAUUGGCAUGAUCAUCACCGGACUUACGGUGGGCGCAUGGAUUCUGCUUAUGCUGACCAAUAUUCGCCUGCACAGGUUCCUUCCGUUUCCCAGCUACGUCCUGGCCCUAAUCAUUUUUCUGGUGAUGAUAUGCAUGCAUUGCAUCCCGAGAAUAUCCUACUACUCUCCCUGCAAGUGGUUCAUGACGGGUCUGGUGGUUGUGUGUACCACCUUGUUUGGCUGCCAUCUCAUUGACGAUUUGAGCCCGCUCACUAUUAGUUUCGUGAUGAUCGGCGUGGCCCUGAUCAUUCUGUUUCUCAACUUCUCAGGGGCCAUGUGCCCGCAGGAGUUCCUGCCCGGCGGUGUUUGCUCCACGCUGCUGAUGAUGGCACUGCUGUUGGUCUUGGCCAUUGUGGGAAUCGUCCAGCUCUGCACCGGGAGUGUUGAGCUGCUCGACACCUUCGUCAGCAUUCUGUUCCUGAUGCUGAUCAUAGCGAUUCCCAUUCAGGCGCAAUUCAACCACGGCCGUCUGGACGUCGUGGAAGUGGUUCCCGAAGAGCACCUCAUGGUCUGCACCCUGACCUUAUACUUGCACUCAAUGAUGUUCUUCUUCUGCGUGUGCUACUUCAUCCUGGUCGACGAGAGAAAGGAGGCCAUUAGACGAACAUCUGAAGGGCCGAAAAUUUCACUCGAAAAUGAUUUUGAUUGAGAGAAAUCGCUGUCACUGUGUGAUCGAAACUGAUUAGCGAUCUGGCAAGUCACUACGGAGCUCUAGACCAAAGGAUACUGUCAUCCAGUCUAAUCAUCUAGCGCGGUGUA
This is a messenger RNA of Drosophila sechellia, 936 nucleotides long. RefSeq lists its product as uncharacterized. NCBI's taxonomy places the organism in Eukaryota, Metazoa, Arthropoda, Insecta, Diptera, Drosophilidae. The record is from RefSeq and is a predicted model, not a curated record. The transcript has a single exon. Bases 53 to 826 code for a protein of 257 amino acids.